AUCUGCUCUUUUUCUUCUCCCCGAUGCUCUGUCCCCCGACCCUCUGCACCCGAGAAGCUCCCCAGCCACAGCCACUCAUUUCUGGCCGGGAACACCGGCAAAGCUUGGGGAUUUCUCCCUGUUUUCUCGUUCUUGAACCCAGAAAUCGCCCCUCUUUGCUGGAAAUUCCAGAUCUGCGUUGUCUUCUCCCCUCUGUCCGUCGGCCUCCGCUUGUGUGGGUGUGAAUUCUCGGCUUUUCUGGUAAGAAACAGCCAUGAUUUCAUCCUUUUAGCUUUGAUUUAAGUUGGGUUUGCCUUAAUUUCUCUUGGUUCUCCAUUUUGGGUUGGUCCCGUGAGUCCCCUGCAGAGAAUUCCCGCCGGCUUCUUUCCCUUGCUAGCUCCGGUUCUUGCUGGAAAAUUCUGGUUCCUGAUCGUUCUGUCAGUUAGCAUUGAGAUUGAGUGCUCGGUUUUGUGCAAGUGAAGUAAGUAAAUUAUGGUAAAGCCCUUUGAUUUUAGAGCAUGUUUUAAACUGUUUUUGAGAUGGUGGCAAGGUUUUAAUUGAUUUUAAAUUGAUUUUACCAGCACUUGAGUGUGAUUAACUGAAAUGGAAAUUGUGAUGGUUUUCAUGAGAAUUUCCUUGUUUUUCUGGAAAAUGAGCAUGACUGAAAUGAAAAUGAGAAUUUCAU
Molecule: messenger RNA, 664 nt
Organism: Rubroshorea leprosula
Lineage: Eukaryota; Viridiplantae; Streptophyta; Magnoliopsida; Malvales; Dipterocarpaceae
Source: the annotation of a GenBank genome assembly